AUGCACCACACAAAAAAACCAGCUAUUGGUCCUACUAUCCUACUAAAAGAAAAUAUUGAGCAACUGAGGAAUAAGAACAUACAAGACAGACUUGUAAUAAAAACACAGGAAGAGGAGAUCAAAAAGCUGAAAAGACUCGUUACCACCAGUUUUGCUAAUAAACAAGAAAAUAUUCAACUUGAAUUAUCGAAAAAGUCAAAAAUGCAAGAUAAAAUGAAAAUCAUGACUUUACAGAUUGAGGAAUUGAAGAUACAAGUUAUAAAUUCAUUGAAAGUAAAAGAGAAGACUGAGCCUUUUGAACCUUAUAGCCAACAAAUUCAAUCAAGGCAAAUAAAGUUUGAUAAGCAAAUCAAAGAACACAAAGCAAAACUAAAAGAAAAAGAUAAGUCUAUUCGAGACCAACAAACAAUGAUUUCCCAAACAAAGAAACAACAUACAUCCCAUUUGUUACAUAUUCAACAAACACAUCGACUCCACAUUCAUCAACUACAAUCUCAACACCAAAAAGAACUUGACAACAUUAGACACAGUAUCCAUCCAAUUGAUUUGGAGGAGAUGAUUUCCAAAUCUCUCGUUGAUUUCGAGCAAGAACAGCAUAACCAUAUAACUUCAAAGCCUUUUGCAUUUGACAGUCAGAAAAUUGAAAAACAAUUGCAUUAUGAAAUCGCAAAUCAACAAUGGUAUUCUAAGAAAUACAUGCCGGUUGAUGCAGUCACAUGGCCAGCCCCUUUUCCCUUGUCUCAUCUUCGAAAAUCUCCAUUGCAGCAAAUUGGAUAA
Molecule: messenger RNA, 777 nt
Organism: Gilbertella persicaria
Lineage: Eukaryota; Fungi; Mucoromycota; Mucoromycetes; Mucorales; Choanephoraceae
Exons: 4
Coding region: 1-777 (258 amino acids)
Source: RefSeq, a predicted model, not a curated record